AUUCUAUCAUACUAUAUCAAAAUGGCCACAGCGGUACAGAACCCCCUCAAAUCGCAAUCUGGAGGUGCAGUCAUCAAGAACAGCCUCGGCGAGGAGUUUUAUAAGGAGGCCAUUGAACACUGUCGCAGCUACAAUGCCCGUCUGUGUGCCGAGCGCUCCAUGCGUCUCCCCUUCCUGGACUCCCAAACCGGCGUGGCCCAGAGCAACUGCUACAUCUGGAUGGAGAAGAACCAUCGUGGACCAGGCCACGCUCCAGGUCAGUUGUACACAUAUCCUGCUCGCUGCUGGCGCAAGAAGAGACGGCUAAAUAUCCUGGAGGACCCGCGGCUUGGACCAAUCGAGUUCAAGAUCGACUAUGAGGCCUCUCUGAAGAAGGAGGGGGGUAUCCCGGAGGGGCCCGUGUUGGAGUCGCUGCUUGCCGGGGAAACCCUGGACAAGAAGGUGGAAACCAAGGAGGAAGAGCCAAUGAGCGAGUGUCAGAAGUUGCUGGUUGGGGACUUCCCUCAUGAGCUGGAUGUGGAGGAUAUGGAGGAGGACAUCCCGAAGCGCAAGAACCGUACCAAAGGACGGGCCUGUGGCGUGGGGGGCAUGAGGAAGAGGCAAGAGCCCAGCACCAUUGAAGACAGAGAUAAGCCUUACGUCUGUGACAUCUGUGGAAAGCGCUAUAAGAACCGCCCAGGGCUGAGUUACCACUACACUCACACACACCUGGCGGACGAGGAGGGUGAAGAAGACUCGGAACGACACACGCUGCCCUUCCAGCGCAAAAACAACCACAAGCAGACUUCUAAGAAAGCAGCAGAUGGAUCGGUGAUCGCUAAUGGCUACUGCGACUUCUGUCUUGGAGGCUCCAAGAAGACUGGCUGUCCUGAAGACCUCAUCUCCUGUGCUGACUGCGGACGCUCAGGCCACCCGUCCUGUCUCCAGUUCACAGUGAACAUGACGGCUGCGGUGAGGACUUAUCGCUGGCAGUGCAUUGAGUGCAAGUCCUGCAGCCUGUGUGGCACCUCUGAGAAUGACGACCAGUUGUUGUUCUGUGAUGAUUGUGACAGAGGCUACCACAUGUACUGUCUGAGCCCCCCCAUGUCUGAACCACCAGAGGGGAGCUGGAGCUGUCAUCUGUGUCUGAGACAACUGAAGGAGAAGGCCUCAGCCUACAUCACCCUCACUUAA
Myripristis murdjan (pinecone soldierfish) is the source of this 1173-nucleotide messenger RNA. It is a transcript of the gene dpf1, whose product is annotated as double PHD fingers 1. Bases 22 to 1173 code for a protein of 383 amino acids. The transcript has 13 exons. NCBI's taxonomy places the organism in Eukaryota, Metazoa, Chordata, Actinopteri, Holocentriformes, Holocentridae. The record is from RefSeq and is a predicted model, not a curated record. Gene Ontology annotation, cellular component: nBAF complex. Gene Ontology annotation, biological process: nervous system development.